UUUUGCCAACUAUGUUGAGGUGGGGUUCAAAUAUAACCGGAUACAGCUGGAGUUGUACAAUAAUUGGAUGUGAUGUUGUAGAUGAAGGCGUGUGAAAAAAAUGUUUUCUUAGUAUAUAGAACAGGCACCGGGAAAAUAUACAAAUCUGCAACAGGUCUACUUUUCCCAUAGUCCUAAAUAUUGCCUAACAAGUCUAGGGCAGAUUAUGCCCAGGUCGCUAAUUUAAUCAGGCUUAUAUACAACUACACACCUGUUUUCCAGUGUAAUAAAAAACAUAUCUAAUUAAAAUGAUAAAGAAUUCAUAAUAAUGCGCUCAACAAAAAUUUUAUUAUCAUAAACGCUAAUUAAAUCUUCACAAUUGUUGAAGCAAAAUAUAGGUGAAUAAUAUUUUGUUUAGUACUUCCCAUUACCGAACUCACUGUCUGAAACUAAUAACAAUUUUUAUGGUUCCAUAACACUGAAGGAAAAUCCAUCAUUGAUAUUUUAUUUUAGAUCAAUAAAAUAUUAAAAUAAAAUAAAUUUCAUCUUGUUUCAAAAGAAACAAGUUACAUGACGGCAGUUGGAGUACCUUCAGAAAUAAUAUGACACACUUUUUUGCUUCUAAUUUUUUACCUAUUUAAUUAUUUCAAGUAUACAGAGUACACAGUUCAAAGUUACUGUUAUACUGAUACAUGACUACGAAAAGAAUACAGGUUUUGGAGGGUCGCGUGGGAAGGAUAUGAUUCAAAUCAUUACUCGUCUACAAAAAUGGAGAUACAGAACUCACGGUAUGAUGAGGCCAACUCUGUUUCAACCGGUAUUUUUUCCUGCAUAACCUCUAAUUAUUAAAUUAAAAAUUCAUUGACUUCAUCUUUUUGCCAAAGUAUAUAAAUUGAGUAAGUCCCCGUAAAUAAACACUUGUUUAGUGCCACACAAAGUAAACAGAAGUAAAUUAAAAUGUGGAAUUUCAAAGUGUUAUUGUUGACCAGUGCCAUUUUCGCGAUUUGCGAGUCUGCGGCCAUAAUUGACAAAGUAAAUAAAAAGUGUAGUAUAAAUGACAACGCUUGUCUGCAAGAUCUAUAUACAGUAAUUUUAGACGACAUAGCGGAUAAUGGGGUUCCAGAAAUGGAUAUUCCUAAAUUAGAUCCCUACGCUUUAAAGAAUAAAGAAGUUGAAGUACUCGGAAUGAUUAAAGCGACAAUGAUUGAAGGCUAUGCAAAAGGUUACAAGAACUGUAAAACAACUAGUUUCAGCAACAACAUUCAAACACAGCGUACUUACGUAGAAUUGGUAUGUGAACCCUUUGCUGUCGAAGGAAGCUACAAGAUUGAAUCAACUCCUACACUCUUGGCACUCAUUGGCGGUAUCAAUAUCCAUGGUCAAGGAAAAGGUGGACUUGUUAUUGGGAAAGUAAAACUGAAUCUAGAUUUUGCAUUCGAAGUGAAGAAACUUGACGAUGGUGAGCUCCAUUUCCAAGUAGAUCCUGAAGAUUCUGUGUACACAUUUGAAGUACUGGACAAAAUUACCUUCUCUGGUGACAGUUUAUUUAUUGGGAAACAAGAUAUUAGUACCGUCGCAGUAAACAUCGGCAACGAAAACUGGGAAUUUCUCGCCAAGUCCUUUGGAAAACCUGUCCUAGAUAAGGCUCUGGAAGUUUUCUAUGUGAACUGUAAUAAGUUUUUAAGCAAAGUUCCUAUUAAAGACUUGAUCACUGACGAUUUAUCAUCAUACGCUAAGAUCUAAGAUAGAUUGAAGACUCAAUGCUGAAUCCAAACGGUAUUAAAUUGUUAUCCGUCCUAAUAUUAAGUAAUGUAAAACGUAGUAAAAUUACCUAUCGAAAAAAAAAAUAAAAACAAAAUAAAUUAUUUGAAAAUUUUAAUAAA
Helicoverpa zea (corn earworm) is the source of this 1862-nucleotide messenger RNA. RefSeq lists its product as uncharacterized. The transcript is spliced from 5 exons. The record is from RefSeq and is a predicted model, not a curated record. The coding region runs from base 937 to 1722 and encodes 261 amino acids. NCBI's taxonomy places the organism in Eukaryota, Metazoa, Arthropoda, Insecta, Lepidoptera, Noctuidae.